ACACUGUUUCCUUAUCCCCAAAAUGCUGCACAUGGAACCAGGUAACAUUAAGCUGGAGGGGGAGGAGUAUUUCACGCUUUAUAAAGCUUUGUUUUAACAUUUGCCUGUGUUCAGUAUGUGCAGCAAAUUGUCUUCAAAAGCAAUCAGUUCAGUGCUACUUUGGUAAAAAUGGACUUGGUCCACAGACACAGGCUGCAGUUACUUGGAUUGCUGCUGUCUGUAAUAGGAUGGAUUUUAACUGGUACCUGUAACUAUUUACCAGACUGGAAAAACCUUGGCUUAGACUUAAAUGAACUGGAGUUUUGGACUAUGGGACUCUGGCAAACCUGCGUAGUCCAAGAUGUUGGAGGAACACAGUGUAAAGACUUUGAUUCUUUCCUAGCUUUGCCUGUAGAAUUCAGGAUUUCCAGGAUUUUAGUAUCUACAUCAAACGGACUAGGACUUCUGAGCCUCAUCAUCUCUAGCCUUGGUUUGGACUGCCUAAAGAUAGAGGAUACAGAACAGAAGCUAAAGAAACAGCUGUUACUACUUGGAGCAAUACUCAUGUGGAUAUCUGGAGUUCUGGUCUUAGUUCCUGUUUCUUGGGUUGCCUACAAGAUAAUCCAGGAAUUUUGGGAUGAGGUGAUCCCAGAGAUUGUGCCCAGAUGGGAAAUAGGGGAUGCAUUGUUCAGUGGUUGGUUUGGUGGUUUUUUUAUAAUUCUAGGAGGCUCUCUACUCCUCUUGACAAUCUUCUUAUCAUCUGACCAUCAAUUACCAGAACGGCAUACAAUGGCAGAUACGCAAGACAACCGUCAACAGGUGGAAAUUAGAAAUGGGAGACUUUAAAAAGGGUACAUGCAAGGUUUCUGGAUUUCUUUCUCUUGCGUUACAGUAAGAAAAUGCUGAUGAACAGACUGGAUACUGUUUACAAGACUGGGGGAGGGAUUAUUACAGUCUGGUUCCUUUCAUUUCUACUUACUUUCAAUUUUAAUUAGAUUGUAAUAGCUCAUCAAUUAACGUAAGUCACCAUUGUUUUUCUUCAAAAUCUGAUCAAUUGCAGUGUUCUUCAUGGUAUUUUUAUGUUAAUUUGCUUGACUGUGUUGGUGUUGUUUUUCAUGUUAAAUGAGUAAAAAAUUGUGGAUCUCUAGGCAUGCAUGGGGACUUAACACUCUGAAAUAACAGAAGCCCUAAAGUUCUGAAAGAGUUUGCAGUGCCAGUUCAACAUACAUUACAAAAAUCUAAUACAAGACAUAACCUUAAAUUCCACAGACCUUUAUUCAUUUGCAGUAGUCUACACUGUUUCCUUGGUGUCAUACAAUAUUUUCUAUCUAGGGUGUGUGUGUAAAUAUAUGUGACUGAAUAUAUCCCAGCACCACCGUACACACUCUGGAAAGCGAGCAUUUUUGAACAGUAACAAGCUGCUGUCUGCUGGAGAGUAUUCAUUGCUAUUGCAGCUUUUCUUUAAUGAAUGUAAAGAAUUAACUUCAGGCGUAUGCAUCAUUUUUAUAACUUAUCAUAAGACUUGUCAGUGACUGAUGUGAACUUCCCAUAAAUCACAAAGAUUUUACACUGACAAACCUAAAUGUUCUUUGUAGAAACAGAUGGCUGCUACAAAGGCACAAAACAGCAAUAACAAUUGAAUAAAACACUGGUCUGGAGAAGAACUUUGUUAAAAAAAAAUGUAUUUUCCAAUCACUGAAACACAUGGAAAGUGCAGAAACAAGUUAAUCUACGUGAUGUAUUUGCAUACGUUUACAGACAAAUUAGAACAGAACCACAUUCAGCAUAAAACCUGAUUAAAUAUUUAGUUCAGUCCUGAGCAUUUGAUAUUUAAUACAGCAUAAACAUAGCAAUAUUUUUUAAAAAAAUUCUUAUUUGAUUUGUGUUCUAUUACAAUUUUUUUUCUAACAUUUGCUCAUUUGGUUAAAUAUUCUUGUACCAGAAAUAUUUAAAUUUUGAUAUCUGCAACCGCAGUGAUAGUGGUACCUGGAAACAGAACUAAUUGCAUUUGUUACGCUCUGCUGUGCAGAGUAAAUUCUACUUGGAGUAAUAUCUAUAAUUGUAAACUGACAGGAUUAUCUGUUACGUGUUAGCUUAUUCUAUUGAGUGUUUUGAGGUCGGAUAAUUUAAAUUUAUUAAAAAAAAAAAAAAAAA
Coturnix japonica (Japanese quail) is the source of this 2133-nucleotide messenger RNA. Its product is annotated as claudin-22-like. NCBI's taxonomy places the organism in Eukaryota, Metazoa, Chordata, Aves, Galliformes, Phasianidae. Gene Ontology annotation, molecular function: structural molecule activity. The record is from RefSeq and is a predicted model, not a curated record. Gene Ontology annotation, cellular component: bicellular tight junction; membrane.